GCCAACAGCCGGAGCGACGGCACCACCUCGGCGGCGCCGGGCCCUGCUCCCUCCUCGCGCCUCUCCUCUCUCGCCGCCUUUUCCUGUCUGCAUCCUCUCCGGUCCUCCGCCCCUAUUCCCCCCCCCCUCGCCAUUUUCACUCGGGAGCAACUCGACCGGGACUUCCCUGAAACUUCGCGAAGAAACUCGCCCGGCGCCUUCGGGGCGGCCGCGAACUUUUCACCGCGGCGUCCGCGUCUCUGUCUCCUUCCCCGGCCCCGCGGCGCCCCGGCAGGCUGGUCCCGAUGAGCGCUCCUCCGCUGCUCCGCCCGCCUAGCCCGCUGCCGCCGCCCGGGGCUGCUGCUGCUGCCGCUGCUGGCGGCGGCGUCGCCUUCCACCUCCAGAUCGGGCUGAGCCGGGAGCCCGUGCUGUUGCUGCAGGACUCCUCAGGGGACUUCAGCCUGGCCCACGUCCGGGAGAUGGCUUGUUCCAUCGUCGACCAGAAGUUUCCUGAAUGUGGUUUCUACGGAAUGUAUGACAAAAUUCUUCUCUUCCGCCAUGACCCUACCUCUGAAAACAUUCUCCAGUUGGUGAGAUCAGCUGGAGAUAUCCAAGAAGGAGACUUAGUUGAAGUUGUCUUAUCAGCUUCUGCUACAUUUGAAGACUUUCAAAUCCGACCCCAUGCUCUUUUUGUUCAUUCUUACCGAGCACCAGCCUUUUGUGACCAUUGUGGAGAAAUGUUGUGGGGACUGGUGCGUCAGGGACUCAAAUGUGAAGGAUGUGGUCUAAAUUACCAUAAGAGAUGUGCAUUUAAAAUUCCUAACAACUGCAGUGGUGUACGUAAAAGGCGCCUGUCAAACGUUUCCUUAACAGGACUCAGCACUAUUCGGACAGUUUCUUCAGAGACAUCACCCAGUGUGUCGGAUGAAGCCCUUCUGCAAAAAACACCAUCAGAAUCAUUCACUGGGAGAGAGAAGAGAUCAAAUUCACAAUCCUACAUUGGGCGACCUAUUCAGCUUGACAAGAUCCUACUUUCUAAGGUUAAAGUGCCUCACACAUUUGUCAUCCACUCUUACACACGGCCAACCGUUUGUCAGUACUGUAAGAAGCUUCUCAAAGGGCUUUUUAGACAGGGUUUGCAGUGUAAAGACUGUAGGUUCAAUUGUCACAAACGCUGUGCUCCUAAAGUACCAAAUAACUGCCUGGGGGAAGUUGCCAUUAAUGGAGAUCUCCUUAGUCCUGGGGCUGAGUCUGAUGUGGUCAUGGAAGAAGGGAGUGACGACAAUGACAGUGAAAGAAACAGCAGUUUUAUAGAUGACAUGGAAGAAUCUAUAGCUCAUGACUCUGAGAUAUCAAUGACGGGAUGCCACAGUGACAGUGGGGAAAUGCAGGAUCCUGAUCCAGAUCAUGAUGAGUCUAACAGGAUGAUCAGCCCUUCAACCAGCAACAAUAUUCCAUUAAUGAGAGUGGUACAGUCUGUGAAGCACACAAAAAGGAGAAGUAGCACGGUAAUGAAAGAAGGUUGGAUGGUUCACUAUACCAGCAAGGACACACUGAGAAAGCGACACUACUGGAGACUAGACAGCAAAUGUAUUACUCUUUUUCAAAAUGAUACUGGAAGUAAAUAUUAUAAGGAAAUUCCACUGUCUGAAAUUUUCUCUCUGGAACCUGCAAAAACUUUCACUUUACUGCCUCAAGGAGCCAAUCCUCAUUGUUUUGAAAUAAGCACAGCAAAUAUAGUUUAUUAUGUUGGAGAAAACAUAGAAAACCUCUCAAGUGUUCCACUGAAUAACGGUGUUCUCACUAGUGGUAUUGGCAUAGAUGUGGCAAGAAUGUGGGAGAUGGCAAUACAGCAUGCCCUGAUGCCUGUCAUCCCUAAAGGGACAUCAAUGGGGUCGGGACCCAGCCUACACAGGGAUAUAUCCAUCAGUAUUUCUGUGUCAAACUGCCAAGUUCAAGAAAAUGUGGAUAUCAGCACUGUAUACCAGAUCUUCCCAGAUGAGGUGUUGGGAUCAGGACAGUUUGGAAUUGUUUAUGGAGGAAAACAUCGCAAAACAGGAAGAGAUGUUGCCAUUAAAAUAAUAGACAAACUAAGGUUUCCAACUAAACAGGAAAGUCAACUUCGUAAUGAGGUUGCAAUUUUACAGAAUCUUCAUCAUCCUGGGGUUGUAAAUUUGGAGUGCAUGUUUGAGACACCAGAAAGGGUGUUUGUUGUUAUGGAAAAACUCCACGGAGACAUGCUAGAGAUGAUCUUAUCAAGUGAAAAGGGCAGAUUGCCAGAGAGAAUAACGAAGUUUUUAAUUACUCAGAUCCUUGUUGCUUUAAGACAUCUUCAUUUCAAAAAUAUAGUUCAUUGUGACCUCAAACCAGAAAAUGUAUUAUUGGCAUCGGCAGAUCCUUUCCCACAGGUAAAACUCUGUGAUUUUGGCUUUGCUCGAAUCAUUGGGGAGAAAUCCUUCAGGCGUUCAGUUGUAGGAACACCAGCCUACCUUGCUCCAGAAGUGCUGAGGAAUAAAGGCUACAACAGAUCUCUGGAUAUGUGGUCUGUGGGUGUUAUAAUUUAUGUAAGCCUCAGCGGUACCUUUCCAUUCAAUGAAGAUGAAGACAUACAUGACCAAAUCCAGAAUGCUGCUUUCAUGUAUCCACCCAACCCUUGGAAAGAAAUCUCUCAUGAAGGUAAUAUCCAAUAUUGUGGUUGUAUGUAUAUGAAUGCCAAAAAAGUGUGUUCUGCUUUCAUGUAUUUUUUCCCCUGUACAAAUCAGUAAAAAGGAAAGAAAAAAAAAAAAAGGGAAAUUUCAAGGUGCUAUGAUAUUUCAUAAUGAAAUGUCUCUGUUUUGUCAUAUUAGAUGCUUUAGACAUUUCCUGCAUGUGACAGUUUUAUCUCAGCAGUAGAAGAAGUUUUAUAAUAUCUGUCGAAAAUAUUAAGGAAAAAAAAAAACCAUAAAUCUGCACAAUUGCACACUGAUGUCCUCAUGAACCUCCACACACCCCUGAUAUGUAAGCUGACAGAAUCUGUUGGCAGCAAUGCUUUUUCUGGCGCUAGAGAUAAGCAAAUAGCAGUCAACACAGAAGAAGCUGCAAGAAAUUGUCUCCACAAGUUCUGCUGUGGUAGACACGAGAUCAAUUUCUACAUUCAAAGGUGAAGAUUGAGUAGAGCACCUACAGAAAACUCACCUACCAGACUGUUAUCUAUCCUUCUACACAGUCACAGCCUUCGUUAAGAGUAAACGGAUAUCAGGCUGCAAGCAUGUAGGAGAAAGAGCACACUUUAAUAAAUCAUAAUGUUAAAAUCUGCUUAUACAUUGUCAUUUCAUUAUAUACUUGAAAUUGCUAAUUGAUGGGCUGUUCUGUUGUGGUAAACACAAGUCUAAAUCUGAACAGAUCCGUGAUUCUUAAAACAGAGAACUGGAAUCUAGAUCUCUAUCCAAGUAUUACUCCUGGAGCUAAAAUUUGAGGUUAAACAUUAUCUCCAAUCUAAUAACCAUAAAUAAAAAUUUAUCAACAUAUCUCUAUCAAACUUUAUUUAUCUAGGAGAAAUUUAACACACGAAAAACGUGUUGGGGAAUGGAAAUCUCUUGUUCUUUCAGAAAGGUAUCCUUAAAGAACUGCCAGCUCUGUUCUGUUUCUAUGUCCAAAAGGGCAGUUUCCCAAGGGAUCUCAUCCAAUAAUGCCUUAGGCAGACAGAAUUUUGCUCUCCUGAAGUUCAGGGUCCUGAAUCUGCUCUUUUACAAGCCCAUAUUAUAUAUUAUAUAUAUAUCAUAUAUUGAGAUCAAAAACGCAAUCCGAGCAUGGUUGCUACAGCCCAAAUUGCCUGAAAUUUUAACCUCUUUAAUGAGAUCCUCUGCAUUGGUGAACACUAGGUCCAGUAGCACUUCACUGCUGGUUGGUCUGUCCAAUACAUAUCUGGUCCAGGAAGUUAUCCUCAGCAGAUUCCAGGAGUGUCCUCAAUUGCUUGCAGCCCACCCUGUUACUUUCCCAGCAGACAUCCAGGUGGUGGAAAUCCUCCAUCUGGAUGAGAGCCUGUGAACAUCAUGCUCCCUAUAGCUGAAGCAGGAAGGCCUCGUCAACAGAGUCCCCUUGGUCAGUUGGCCUGUAGUAGAUCCUGGUCACCAGAAGUAGACCCCACCACCGGGGUAAAAGUAAUGUAAAUAUUUGUUCUCCUUUACUUGGUGCUUUCUUCUCAUACAUCGAAAAGGAUUCAGGCACUCUUAACAAUUGACUGUAAAUCUUACAUUACCAGUAGAUUCUAAUGAUGGUAACUUCAUCCAGAGACAACAGUACAUGCCUUAGUAAUAGCAGGCAUAAACAUAAAAUUCAGCAAACUUGCAAGAGUUAGGCUACCAUCUAAGAGAAUUAAAAUUUGCUUCAAUUUUUGCAUGCUAACAUACUUCAGAAUUUUAACAGGCUAGGAUUAUGGAUGAACAGAAUUUCUGUCCUCUUCCCCUAUUGAAAAUUAGCCUAUAAAAUUUAAGAGUUUUCAAUUUUUAUAUCCCUGACAAAUAUUUUUUCUCAGUUGAUUAUCCAUUCAAAACUGUACCAUGAGCAUCAUUUCCCAAGUGGAGCACUCAUCCAUGAAAUGUCUUCACUAAUUUCCAUCCCCAAAAUGCAAUAGCAUUUUCCUACAUUUUCCAAUGGCAUCUCAUCUUUGGAUGACUACUUGCUGAAAACUGAGUAUGUAUUUGUAUGUCAAAAUAGAAUUGGAAGAAA
This is a messenger RNA of Gallus gallus (chicken), 4686 nucleotides long. RefSeq names its product protein kinase D1 (gene PRKD1). The record is from RefSeq and is marked validated. The transcript has 16 exons. Gene Ontology annotation, biological process: protein phosphorylation. Lineage: Eukaryota; Metazoa; Chordata; Aves; Galliformes; Phasianidae. Bases 285 to 2744 code for a protein of 819 amino acids. Gene Ontology annotation, molecular function: ATP binding; protein serine/threonine kinase activity.